AUGAUUAAUGAAUAAACUAUUUAAGAUAUGGUACCAUAUAUAUGGCCAGAGGACUAUGAUGAACGUCUUCAAUUUAGUCUGGAUCUGAAAUUGGAAUUUUAAAAUUUCAUUGUUUCAUAUCCUUAACUCAGGGAUUACGUAUUAUAGACAAUGUAGAAAAUUUCCGAAGAGGCUCCGUAUUUGGAUUUAUAAGAGAUUUUCCAAAUAGACCAAGAGAAAACUCAUAAAUUAUACAAAGUUCUAUACCCUCUUCACUCCAAUAACACAUUAAUUGAUUUCAAAUAGCCGGUUUCAAACAAAGCCCUAUAAAAACUCAUAUCUGACUCGUAUAGGUUGUUUAAUCGAAGCAUCCUAGACUACUAAUGCAAACUAGUUACUUAUGCAAAGUAUUAUAAAGCAUCUGUCUCCAUAUUCAAGAAAUCCAUCAAUCAAAUGUAUAUAGAUUACAAUACUUUAAAUUUUGUUUGUUCUUGUGCUACCAAGUAGUGCACUACUUUGAAUAGAUUAUGGAAAGAUUAUGAUGACAACUCCGAGAAAUACAAGAAAUUGCAGCUAUCUCUUUAAAAAUUGGAACAAAUGUAAAAACCAGAUGAUCUUACUCAUUAUUUCAAUAGAUAAUAACUCAUUCUUAUCUAUACACUCUUUAGUCUAAUGCAAUGCGAGCAAACAAUUGCCAUCCAAUUAGGGGAAGAGUAUUUACCCUUGCAACUAUCCCCUCUUGAACCCCACUUUGAAGAAUAGACGGAGGAUUUCUCUUGGAAUAUUAAUGGAUUUUCUUAAAUUAGGGAUUAUUUCCCUAAAUUGGCACAUAAACUCAAUAAAAGAAUCAAAAUCCUUAAGGACCUUCCUCUAUUCACGAUUCAAGAACGUAUUAAAAUCUAUCAAUAUACCUAACAUUAAUUGGGAUAUAAAAAAAUUGAUGAUAUUCAAGUAAUCUAACAAUAGAACAUAAGUGACAUCCUCAACUAUAGAUAAGCAAACUGUGAUCUAGAAUUAAUCCUUUUAGUUGCAAAUGCUAGAUGCUAUACACAAAUACUCUAUUCAUUGAUUUGA
Paramecium octaurelia is the source of this 1053-nucleotide messenger RNA. The record is from the annotation of a GenBank genome assembly. Lineage: Eukaryota; Ciliophora; Oligohymenophorea; Peniculida; Parameciidae.